This is a messenger RNA of Nannospalax galili (Upper Galilee mountains blind mole rat), 5114 nucleotides long. It is a transcript of the gene Tmtc2, whose product is annotated as transmembrane O-mannosyltransferase targeting cadherins 2. The record is from RefSeq and is a predicted model, not a curated record. Gene Ontology annotation, biological process: protein O-linked glycosylation via mannose. Gene Ontology annotation, cellular component: endoplasmic reticulum membrane. The transcript is spliced from 12 exons. Bases 696 to 3206 code for a protein of 836 amino acids. Gene Ontology annotation, molecular function: mannosyltransferase activity; protein binding. Lineage: Eukaryota; Metazoa; Chordata; Mammalia; Rodentia; Spalacidae.
ACGCAGGCGCGGGGGGCCGUGUCCUGAACCCCACGCGGGAGCUUGUGGAGUCCCCAGCCGCCGCUUCUCACUUCACUGGAGAAGGGGCGGGGAGGGAGCCAAUAAAGAGUGAAUGUGCUGCAGCCGCUGUGGCGGCGGGAGUCGGUGCGAGCGACACCGGAGUCGUGCGCCCGGAAGGCGGCGGGGGGAGGCGGUUCACCUCGUCCCUCGCACCCGCCCCUCCUUCUCUCUUUUCCUUUGGCUGGUCCCAGAACCGAGCUCGGUCUGGCCCCUCCGCCCCCCAUCCCGCACCGGUCCACCUCCUCCGAGUCCCAGUCCUCACCUAGGGCGUCCCAAAGUGCCAUGGGUUAGGGUGGGGACCGAGAGCCCCGCGAAAGGACCAGCCCUGAGCAUCCGCCGGGGGGCGCGGAGUCGGAUCGCCGCUAGCAGCUGGCGGGCGCCGGGCACUGGGAGCGCGGUGCAAGCAAGCAACCCGGGAGCACUCAGGAGCCGCGGAGCCCGGCGCCGGGAGGAGGCGGCGGAGCAGAGCCGGGGAUCGGAAGGAGCCUAGGGAGGGCGAGGAGGCGGGCGGGGAAGCCGGGGAAAAGUGCAGCCGGGAGGAGCAGGCGGCGGAAGGUGGGGAUUGAUGCUUCUGUUUUUUGUUGCCGCUGCUGCCCUCACGCUGGGAGCCGAGCCCGAGGGAAGGUGGUGGAGAGAUGAUUGCAGAGUUGGUGAGCAGCGCUCUGGGGCUCGCCUUGUAUCUCAACACCCUGAGUGCGGAUUUCUGCUACGAUGACAGCCGUGCUAUCAAGACGAAUCAGGACCUCCUCCCAGAAACCCCAUGGACACACAUUUUCUACAAUGAUUUUUGGGGGACUCUUCUAACUCACAGCGGUAGCCACAAGUCCUACCGGCCACUCUGCACUCUUUCUUUUCGACUGAACUAUGCUAUUGGAGGACUGAAUCCUUGGAGCUACCAUCUUGUCAAUGUCCUGUUGCAUGCGGCUGUCACCGGUCUCUUCACACACUUCUCCAAGGUCCUCCUUGGGGAUGGAUACUGGACUUUCAUGGCUGGUUUGAUGUUCGCUUCUCACCCCAUUCACACAGAGGCAGUGGCAGGCAUCGUAGGACGGGCAGAUGUUGGUGCCAGUCUCUUCUUUCUCCUCUCCUUGCUCUGCUACAUUAAGCACUGUUCUACAAGAGGCUACAGUGCCAGGACUUGGGGCUGGUUCCUGGGGACUGGACUGUGUGCAGGAUGCAGCAUGUUGUGGAAGGAACAAGGAGUGACUGUCCUAGCAGUUUCAGCUGUUUAUGAUGUCUUUGUAUUUCACAGGCUCAAAAUGAAACAGAUCUUACCUACCAUUUACAAAAGGAAGAACUUGUCUCUUUUUCUCAGCAUUAGCUUGUUAUCUUUGUGGGGGACCUCCCUUUUGGGUGCCCGGUUUUACUGGAUGGGAAACAAACCACCAAGCUUUUCCAACUCUGACAACCCAGCAGCUGACUCAGACAGCCUCCUGGCUCGUAUGCUCACCUUCUUCUAUUUGCCCACCAAGAACCUCUGGCUGUUGCUCUGCCCAGACACCCUCAGCUUUGACUGGUCGAUGGAUGCCGUGCCUCUCCUCAAAACAAUUUGUGACUGGAGAAAUCUACACACCGUGGCCUUCUAUACUGGACUCCUCCUCCUUGCCUACUGUGGUUUGAAGACCCCAAGCAUAGAACGAGAAUGCAAUGGGAAAGCUGUGACAAAUGGCAAGCAAAAUGCAAAUGGCCAUAGCUGCCACUCAGAUGUGGAGUACCGGAACUCAGAGGUUAAGCCCAGCUUUGCAUCCAAAGUAGAGAAUGGCAUUAAAAAUAGCGUAUCACAAAAAACACAGCUCCCUUCCACCGAGAACAUUGUCGUUCUGUCCUUAUCUUUGUUGAUAAUACCCUUUAUUCCCGCCACGAACCUGUUUUUCUAUGUCGGCUUUGUAAUUGCAGAGCGUGUAUUAUAUAUUCCUAGCAUGGGCUUCUGCCUCCUGAUCACAGUGGGUGCCAGAGCCCUUUAUGUCAAGGUCCAAAAGCGGUUUCUCAAGAGCUUGAUUUUUUAUGCUACAGCCACAUUAAUUGUUUUCUAUGGACUCAAGACUGCGAUCAGGAAUGGAGACUGGCAGAAUGAGGAGAUGCUGUAUAGGUCAGGGAUAAAAGUAAACCCAGCGAAAGCAUGGGGUAACCUUGGAAAUGUUCUGAAGAGUCAGAGCAAAAUUUCUGAAGCUGAAAGCGCCUAUAGAAAUGCUUUGUACUACCGCAGCAACAUGGCUGACAUGCUGUAUAAUUUAGGGUUGCUCCUCCAGGAGAACAGCCGGUUUGCAGAAGCACUACAUUAUUAUAAACUGGCCAUCGGGAGCAGGCCUACCCUAGCUUCUGCAUAUUUGAACACCGGCAUUAUUUUGAUGAACCAAGGAAAGACAGAAGAAGCCCGACGUACAUUCCUAAAGUGUUCUGAGAUCCCAGAUGAAAACCUAAAGGACCCUCAUGCCCACAAGAGCUCUGUUACCAGCUGUCUGUACAACCUGGGGAAACUCUAUCAUGAGCAGGGCCACUAUGAGGAAGCCCUGAGUGUCUACAAGGAAGCAAUUCAGAAAAUGCCAAGGCAGUUUGCCCCGCAGAGCUUAUAUAACAUGAUGGGUGAAGCAUACAUGCGGCUAAGUAAACUUCCUGAAGCAGAGCAUUGGUACAUGGAAUCCUUGAGAUCCAAGACCGACCACAUCCCUGCUCAUCUCACCUAUGGGAAACUGCUUGCUCUAACAGGUCGUAAAAGUGAGGCUGAAAAGUUCUUCUUGAAGGCUAUUGAGCUGGAUCCCACCAAAGGAAACUGUUACAUGCAUUAUGGGCAGUUUCUUCUGGAAGAAGCUCGCCUCAUAGAAGCAGCAGAGAUGGCGAAAAAAGCAGCUGAGCUGGACAGUACGGAGUUUGAUGUUGUCUUCAAUGCUGCCCACAUGCUCAGACAAGCUAGCCUCAAUGAAGCAGCUGAGAAGUAUUAUGACCUGGCAGCAAGACUGAGACCUAAGUACCCAGCUGCUCUGAUGAACCUUGGAGCCAUUUUGCAUCUCAAUGGCCGACUCCAGAAGGCUGAGGCCAACUACCUGAGAGCUCUACAGCUGAAACCAGAUGAUGUCAUCACACAGUCCAAUCUUCGAAAGCUGUGGAACAUCAUGGAAAAGCAAGGCUUAAAGACCUCCAAGACCUGACACAUCAGGACCAACCUCCUCCUCCUCCUCUUGUAAAGCUGGCUUCAUUAACAGAUAUCUUCCCAACAGUGCUAUGAUAAAAGCUUUUUGGGAAUCUCAAGCCCAGGGCAGAGGUCAUCAAGGUCACUGCCACUGGUCCAAGAAGAAUCCACUUUGCUGUUGACACAGUCCUUAACACCAAAAAGGGGAACAUUGGAAACCUGGAGGGUGUAAUUGUUACCCAUAGACUGUAAACCAGAGCACUUAACAGGAUCUUUUGGCAUUCUUAAGAGAGAGGGGGCAUCUCAGUUGCAAAAUGUGUUCAUUUUUGAAAGUUAAGUUCAAAGUUAUAUUGUUCAUUAAACACUGUGAGAAGUCAGAAAGUCAUCCAGCCACAGAGUAAUUAAAGGUUAAGUGUAAACAGGGAGUGAUUAAUGCAGUAUGAACCAGUGAGCUACCAGUUGUCCUGCCUGUCUUCCUUCUUUGGGGACAGCCUGUUUAUCAGUUUCUGAAGCUUAGAAAACUUUUAUUUUAACAUUGUGUCCAGAUCUUUCAGAAUCUGCACUUGUUUCUUGACUUGAGCGUUUUGUGGUUGGAUGUCCCAGGCCUAUCACUUUUGAACACCAUUUGCUCUCAUAUUACAAAAAAGACAUUGAAAGUAGAGCUAACCACACUUCACACUGGUGGUGUAAAGAGAGGCUGGGAGGCCUUGGGUGUGUGUCACACAGGUAUUUUUAUUUUGAUGUGGUCUGUGUUUUCCUCAAACCGUGUAGAACUCAUUGUAUUAAUUCUUUUGAAAUUGUGUUUUUUGAAGGCUAUUCCUGGUUAAUGUACAAGCUUACAUACAGCUGAAACAAAGGGAGGUUUAUAUGAGCUCCUGUUCUGGUAUUUAACUGAUAGUGAUUGUACAAAAGGGAAAAAAAUCCCUUUGUACUUCCUGGUCAAAGGUGGUUAAAACUAGUGUGUGCUGAGGAGUAUAAAUGGUCUGUUCUUAAUGACUGCGUUUCAGUGAGAGUUGCUGUGAAAUGCUAAUCAGCUUCUAACAGAUACCUGAAUAGCAGUGCAGAUAAAUCUUCAAAGGCUUAUUUUUAUUGCAUUCUGCUCUUCCUGAAAGAUGUCAAAAAUAACUUAUUUAAGCUGCAGUAGAGUCCAGCAUUAGCGUGGAAAUGUCUAGGUCUUCUGCUAAAUGCAUUUCUCAGUUCAAAACUAUCACUAGCAAAAGGGGUAUUUUAUUUCUUUACCUGUUAUUAGGCAUUUCAAUGACCAUAUUUGAGUAAAUAUCUAUAAAUGAAAUAGAGAAGAAUGCAUCUUGAAUAACUCUUGAUCUGUACUCCAACUUGGCUACUAAAACUUAAUUUUCUAAAACAGCAAUCUAUUAUCAGCUUCUUUAUAGAGAAAUUAGCUAUUCUAUACCCUUCAUAUUUAUUUAUUUAUUAUCUUACCAUAGCAGACUAACAAAUAAAUUGAUUUUCUUAAGCCAGAUAUUUGCAACUAAAGAUUAACUUUUUCUCCUUCCCUCUCACAACCCAUGUAAAUAUAUGAUUGAUGUUUCCAUUAAAGGGAAGCUGGAUGUGCAAAAAAAAUCAUACUAUGUUUUCUCUUUGUAUUAAUCAUUGUAUUAUGUAUCUGAAUACAGUGGGAUAAAGAAUUUAAAGUAGUGUUCCUAUGACAUUAGUCUCUGUGAGAAGGGCAGAUGUAGUGAGAGUUUUUGAUGGCAUUAAUGAGAGGGCCCUCCUAUCAUGAGUAUAUUAUUUUGUAAACAUUUCACUCAAGGGCCAAAGUUAAAUUGUAAUGAAAUCACUGUGUUUUCAGAAUAAUAUUUAACAUUAACAACAAAAAACCCAAUGGUCAAACCAAAAAUAGUGGGUUGUAGCAUACAUUUCAUCUUCUAAUGUAUUGGCAAUUGCAAAAAAAAAAAAAGGAAUCUAA